AUGAAGAGGGUUCAAGAGCUCAGACCAGAAACCUGCAGAAUAAAACAGGAGGAACCAGAAACCUGGAGAAUAAAACAGGAUCAAAGAGAGUUUAAUGAAGAAAUUAGUGAAGAUGGGGAGAAAGAUCAUGUCAAAACGGGAGAUAAACCUUUGAGUUGUUCUCAAACCAAACAGAAAGAUUUGAAGAAAAGAAGAGCUAAGAAAUCUUUCACCUGCACUCAGUGUGGAAAGAGUUUGAAAAGAAAAAAUAGUUUUGAUGUUCACAUGAGAAUUCACACUGGAGAGAAACAGUACACAUGUGAUCAGUGCGGGAAGAGUUUUGCACGAAGAGGAACCCUUAUGAACCAUAUGAAAAUUCAUACAGGAGAGAAACCGUACACAUGUAAUCAAUGUGGAAAGAGUUUAAAGUGUAAAUAUAGUCUUGAGCGUCACAUGAUUGUUCAUACUGGAGAGAAACCAUACACAUGUGAUCAAUGCGGGAAUAAUUUUGCAUUGAAAGGAAUCCUUAUAACACAUAUGAGAAUUCAUACAGGAGAGAAACUGUACACUUGUGAUCAAUGUGGGAAGAGUUUGAUUAGCAAAUGUAGUCUUGAGAUUCACAUGAGAGUUCACACUGGUGAGAAACUGUACACUUGUGAUCAGUGCAGGAAGAGUUUCUCACACUCAGCAAACCUUAAGAGACACAUGAACACCCACACUGGAGAGAAACCGUACUCGUGUGAUAAAUGUAGCAAAAGAUUUUUGAGGGCUUCAGACAUAAAGCAGCACCUGAAAGUUCAUACAAAGGAGAAACCACAUUCAUGUAAUUUUUGUGGAAAGAGUUUUUCACGUCUACAACAUUUGAAAGAACAUCAGAAAAUACAUGCUGCUGUGAGAGACCACGUGUGCUUGGAGUGUGAAAAGACUUUUACUUCAGCAAACUGUUUAAAACGGCACCAGAGGAUUCACACUGGAGAAAAACCUUUCAAGUGUUUACACUGUGAUACGAGAUUCAGUCAUGCAGGAAAUAAGAAAAGACAUGAGAGGAUUCACACUGGAGAUAAACCGUAUCACUGCACUGAAUGUGAGAAGUGUUUCAGUCGUCCAUCUGCUCUAUACAAUCAUAAAAAAAACUAUCACACAAAGUGUUUAAAACCGCAUGAGAGGAUUCACACUAGAGAGAAACCUUAUAAGUGUUCACACUGUGACCGGAAAUUCAGUCAUUCAUCAAAUCUGAAAAGACAUGAGAGGAUUCACACUGGAGAGAAACCGUAUCACUGCACUGAAUGUGGGAAAUGUUUCAAUCGUUCAUCUGCUCUACACAGUCAUACAAAAAACUAUCACAAGUUGAUUGAAGAAAAUGAGGAGAAUGAAGAAUUAAGUGAAGUUGAGGAGAAAAAUCAAGUCAAAACUGAAGAAAAACUUGAGUUGCUCUCAAACCAAACAGAAAUAUUUAAAGAAAAGAAGAGCCAAGAAAUCUUUCAUCUGCACUCAGUGUGGAAAGAGUUUGACAAGCAAAACGAGUCUUGAGCAUCACAUGAGAGUUCACACGGGAGAGAAACUGUACACUUGUGAUCAGUGCAGGAAAACAUUUUUGAGGGCUUCAGACCUGAAGAAUCACUGAGAGUUCAUACAAAGGACAAGUCACAUUCAUGUCAUUUGUGUGGAAAUAAUUUUUUUUGUUUGUUUCUACAAAAUUUGAAAGUACAUAAGAAAAUACAUACUGGUGUAAGAGAGUACAUGUGUUUUGAGUGUAAAUUUUUUUUUUACUUUUAACUCAGUGAUCUGUUUAAAACCGCACCAGAGGAUUCACACUGGAGAGAAACUUCUUAAGAAACGAGAUUCAGUGUGUCAUCAAGUCUGAAAACAUGAGAGGAUUUACACUGGAGACAAAUCAUGCCACUGCGCUGCUUCUGGAACGUGUUUCAAAUAUUCAUCUGCUCUACACAGACAUAGCCUACAAAAAACAUUCACAUCAAGGCCCCAUAAACAAAGGUGCAUUUAGCUGUGUUCAUCCAGACGGAUCAAGCAUUUUGGGAGCCUGAAACCGCAAUUGUAUUUUUUUAAACCAGAUCCCAGAGUGGAUAAAUCUCAAAUUGACACCUGAUCUUUUUCGUGUGGACAGUCAGUCUGUAUAUUUUUUCAAACAGUGUUAUCAUCACCAUACGUCUUUACCCAUGGUGUUGAUGAUCCCUAAGUAUAUCAUCUUCAGAUCCAGCACUUUCAGAUCUGAGUCAUCAACAAAUGUGAAACAAGAAUGCACUGAGCAAGAAAAUAUACAGUAUUCAGAUUUCAGAAUAAAUCUGUUCUAACCAUGACAUGACAAAGAAGCAUUAUCUAUCAUUUUCACAGUAAAUGAAGUUAAUCUUCAUCUUCGAAACCAGCUGAUUCAACUGAGAUUCAGAUCAAAUCAGAGAUGGAGUUCCUCCACAAAGAACAAUGUAACAAAGGUUUUAUUCUUGUAUGUCAGUUUGUUUCAUGAUUUAAAUAAUAUCGUGCUUUCUUAUGAGUUUCAUUAAAUCCAUGUUCAGUUGUCUUACUGUAUAACGCAUUUCACCUGUAGUUUGCUUACAUUUUCAUGAAGGAAAGUAGCUUUUUACAAACUGUUCUUGUUCAGGACACUGAAGAGGAGACUAACACUUUUAAGAGAUACCGAGAUAAAUUUUACAUUUGUUCUUCAUUAUUUAUUUUAAAACAAGUCAUUCUUCGAUGAUAUAUUUAGAAAACACAGAUGCAAGUUAUACUGUCAUGUAGAUUUGUAAUUGAUCUUUAAUUGCUUCUCUUGUAAAAUAGGAAUGAAUAUCUGAACUCCGUAAUCAUGUCAUUUUGUAUUUUAAGGUGCAAAUAUAAAUAUAAAUAAACAAAUCAAUCGAGCAUUCAGACAGAUCAUGGCAUAAGAAAACAAUUUAUCCAGUUUAAUAAAAUAAAUGAACACUAAUAAAACAGAGUAACAAACCGAUUCCAAUAUUUCUUUUCCACAUCAUGGUAAAGUUUUCAGACUAAGAGGCAUUCACAUAUAAAUGACUUAUUAUGGUUGCUAUAAGUGAU
This is a messenger RNA of Carassius auratus (goldfish), 3027 nucleotides long. Its product is annotated as gastrula zinc finger protein XlCGF57.1-like. The transcript is spliced from 5 exons. Gene Ontology annotation, cellular component: nucleoplasm. NCBI's taxonomy places the organism in Eukaryota, Metazoa, Chordata, Actinopteri, Cypriniformes, Cyprinidae. Gene Ontology annotation, biological process: regulation of cytokine production; negative regulation of transcription by RNA polymerase II; regulation of immune system process. The coding region runs from base 1 to 1509 and encodes 502 amino acids. The record is from RefSeq and is a predicted model, not a curated record. Gene Ontology annotation, molecular function: DNA-binding transcription repressor activity, RNA polymerase II-specific; RNA polymerase II cis-regulatory region sequence-specific DNA binding.